Aphanomyces astaci is the source of this 1311-nucleotide messenger RNA. RefSeq lists its product as hypothetical. Gene Ontology annotation, biological process: cellulose catabolic process. Gene Ontology annotation, molecular function: hydrolase activity, hydrolyzing O-glycosyl compounds. The transcript has a single exon. Lineage: Eukaryota; Oomycota; Saprolegniomycetes; Saprolegniales; Verrucalvaceae. Bases 52 to 1284 code for a protein of 410 amino acids. The record is from RefSeq and is a predicted model, not a curated record.
CUCCGUGUGCCAACGUUGCUCACAUUUCUGCUUCUUUCCACGGCAGAGCUGAUGAUGGGUGGCUUUGUUCACAGUGCCGCGGUGAUGGUUGCGGCGGCGACGCUAUACCUGAAUGGAGAAGUGAUGGCACAGCUGACGGACCUGCCUCUGUGCCGAGGCAACCCCGUGUACUCGUACACCUCGGCGCAAAAUGUGUUUCCCGAAUUGAAGAACGCGAUUCAAAAGGUCAGCCAGAACCAAGUGGUCACGUGGUGGACAGACAACAACCCGGACUACUACAAGGAAAUGCAGAAGCUCCUGAACAACUGCAACUCGUCCACGGUUCCCACCAUUGCCGUGUACGGUCUCCCCAACAAGGAUUGCAAAGCCGGCUUCAGUAACAAAGGCGCGAACAAGGACGCGGACAUGUACGUGGCGUUCAUCAAGGAACUGGCGUCGUUGGUAGGUACCCGUCCCGUGAACUACAUCAUGGAGCCGGAUGGGGUCGGCCUGGCCCUCGACGCCCCCUGCGGGAAAACCGCGGGGUACCUGGACAACAUGAUGACAGCAAUUCCCAUGUUGACCGACGACAACUUGAACGCAAGCUUGUACAUUGACGUCGGGUACUGGUCGUUGAAAACGGACGAAUUGACGUCCGAAGUUGUGCAAGCCGUCAAGCAGCUGGCGUCCAAGGGCGGCAACGUGCGCGGGAUCGCCUUGGGCACGUCCAACUACCGCAAGACGUCCGAGAUGAGCGACAUGUGCGCCAAGUUCGUCAAAGCUUCCAACAAGGAAUACAAGUGUGUGAUCGACACGUCGCGCAACUACUUGGGCCCGAAGGAUGGCACGGGUGAAUGGUGCAACAGCCGGUACGCGGCGAUCGGGGUGCCGCCGACGUCCAAGACCGGGAACGACUUGAUUGAUUACUUUUUAUGGAUCAAAGCGCCCGGUGAGAGCGACGGUCCGUGCAACACGCCCGACAUCACGGCCGACGCGCUCAAGAACGGCCCCGCCGCCGGCAUGUUCUUUGAGAAAGCGUUUAGUCUGAUGUGGGACCGCGGCUACUUUGUCGACAAGAAGCUCGGCGACAAGCUGGGCCGGUACACGCUGGACGUGGACCAGAUCCAGGAGGGCGGCGGCGUCAGCUACGUGGCCCUCGCCAUCGUCGGAGCCAUCUGCUUGGUGCUCGUGAUCGGCAUCGUGUUCAUGAAGCGCCGCCAUGACGCCAAGCAAGGCCGCGCCCGCACCAACCACCGCCAAGUAGACGCCGAAGCGGCGGUGCGCAAACCGUAUUUGUCCCUUUAACACUAAUAUGCACUACUAUAAAACUCA